CGUGGCAAUGAUUCAUGUUUUUUUUAUUUUUAGUCAUCUAUUCAUCGUCCCUAUCUUUUCAUUUUUAACUUUUUCACUUUUUUCUUUAAAUACAUUCUUAUUUUUCUCUCUUUAUUUCCAUUCAGAUUUGCUAAUUUCUUUACAUUAUUACACAAUUAAAACUUCAAACUAAACCAAAAAAACAAAAAUGGCAUCAAUUUGUGGAAGCCACCAAACACUUGUACGACCUCAAAAACUCACCGACAUCCUUAUCCAUGGUGGAUUUUGUUCACCACCUUUCAUUUCUAUCAAAAACUCUACUUCUUUGCUUCCUAUACGAUGCCGUUUUAGCCAACCCCAAAGGAGGAAUUCCACUUAUUACAGGUCAAGAAGGGCAGGAAUGAGUAGCAAUUUGGAGGCAAUGACUACAACAACAGGUGCUCCAACAUCGGUACCAGUUCGUGUGGCUCACGAACUUCUUCUAGCUGGCCAUCGUUACUUGGAUGUUCGGACUCCUGAAGAGUUCAGUUCUGGUCAUGUUCCUGGUGCUGUAAACAUUCCUUAUAUGUUUCGUAUUGGUUCUGAAAUGACAAAGAACCCAGAAUUUGUAGAGCAAGUGUCAUCACAGUUUGACAAAGAUGAUGAAAUUCUUGUUGGUUGCCAAAUUGGAAAGAGAUCUCUUAUGGCUGCAAAUGAUCUUCAUGCUGCUGGUUUUACGGGAAUUGUUGAUGUUGCUGGCGGUUAUUCAGCCUGGACUCAAACUACGCUCCCAAAUGAAGUGUAGCAACGUUAGUUAAUUGGAAAUAACCUUGUACUGGAAUCGGAAAAUAUUGUGUAAAUACGUACUUUUUAAACAUGUACAUCUUUUGAAUAGCUUAUCUAUAAAAAAGCCUUGGGCUAAGAAAUGCACCAAAUGUAAGUUUACAAAAUUUGGCACUUGAAUCUUUUGAUUGUACCUUUCCUUGA
Messenger RNA from Amaranthus tricolor (Joseph's coat), 945 nucleotides. Its product is annotated as thiosulfate sulfurtransferase 16, chloroplastic. NCBI's taxonomy places the organism in Eukaryota, Viridiplantae, Streptophyta, Magnoliopsida, Caryophyllales, Amaranthaceae. The record is from RefSeq and is a predicted model, not a curated record. Bases 188 to 763 code for a protein of 191 amino acids. Gene Ontology annotation, molecular function: thiosulfate-cyanide sulfurtransferase activity. The transcript has 6 exons.